AUGAGCAGCUCAAUACACGCACAACUAUUUGAAACGGCCAAAGCGCGUCCAGUCGCGGCGACUCUCAUAUCGAUAACGGCGGGUCUGAUCACCCUCUUCCUCAUCAUCCGCGAAAUAUUCACCCCAGUUGGAAAACGCCGCCCACCGCCAGGCAAGAAAUGGCAUCUCCCGCCUGGGCCUCGUGGAAUCCCAAUAUUCGGCAACCUGCUGCUCCUGCGCGACGGCCGAGAUGACCCAGACCACCAAAUAAACAAUGACCUGGCCAAGUACGGCGAAAUGACUACCCUUCACCUCGGCUCCAAGACCUGGAUCUUCCUCAACAGCAAGCGCGUCGUCGCAGAAAUCAUCGCGAAGCGCGGGAAUCUCACCAACGGCCGGAGCCCCAUGCCCAUCGCCAGCGGAAUCGUCAGCCGGAACAGCCGCUCGCUCCUGCUCCCUCCCUCGGGGUGGACGGAGAAGCGCCGGGUCAUGCACUCGCUCCUCAGCGGGACCGCGCUGAAGCAGUAUGGCUCGUGGCAGGAGCUUGAAAGCACGCAGAUGCUGGCGGAGUAUCUGUUCCAGCCGGAGCGGUGGUACCGGCAUCAUUAUCGGUACGCGAACUCGGUCGUGCAUCGCAUUGCCCUCGGGGAGCGGCUGGUGAAGAGCGGGGAGGAGCUUGCCGAUUUACAGGAUGUGGUUACCAAGUUUGUGGGGAGCAUUGGGAGUAGUCUGGUCGACUGGUUUCCGGAACUGGAUCGGCUCCCGCGCGUUCUACAGCCCUGGCGAAAGCACUGGGAGAGGCUGGGUGAUUGGAACGAGGAGGUGUACAAGUCGUGGUGGAUUCCCGUGAGGGAGAAGGUCGAGCAGGGGACUGCGCCGCCCUCGUGGGUCCGUGAUGUGCUUCUGCAUCCGGACACCAAGUUUACGGGCGACGACCGCGAGGCCAUGUAUGUUGCCAUGCAGCUGCUCGAGGCGGGGUCCGAUACGACACGAGAGGUGUUGAACAUCUUCGCAAUGGCCGCCCUGCGCCACCCGGACAAGUUCACAAAAGCGAGGGAAGAGGUGGACCGCAUCUGUGGGGGGACAGACACCGCGCGUCUUCCAGGGAUCGACGACCUCGAGCAGAUGCCCUACAUUUGCGCGAUGAUCAAGGAACUUCUCCGCUGGAGGCCGAUCUUCCCCUUUACGCCGGACCACGUGCUGACCUCGGACAUGGAGUUCGAAGGCUACCACUUCCCGGCGGGCGUUGGCUUUGUGAUCAAUGAGGUCCCCGUGUGCAACGAGUGCGAGGAUCCGGAAGAGUUCAAGCCCGAACGAUGGCUUGAUGGCCAUGAAACGGACCCGGCGCAUGGGCUGUGGCAGUUUGGUGGCGGGCGUCGGAUAUGCGUAGGGUACAGACUGGCAUUCAGGGGGCUGUUCAUCAACGUGGCACGUUUAGUGUUUUGCUACGACUACGCACCGGCUGGGCCAUACAACUCGAGGCGGUUGAAUCACCACAAGACCGACGAACCCUUCCCAGUCAAAGUGACCCCGAGAAGUGAGCAGCACAUCAGGAUGAUCCUAGAUGAAGGCGCUCGAUUCGAGGUGUUGGAGGAUGCGAAACGACGAGUGUAGGGAACGGCAGGAUCAUAGCUAGUGCAAAGUGUAGAGUAGUCUACUGCUUGAAACAGUCUAUCACAAAGUCGGUAAUCACAUCUGUCGUCUCACUCGCAGGCCUUCCAGCCGCAAAGUCCAUCAAUGGUCCAUCGUGGGCCUCAUUGGCCAUAUGCAGAGCGACGUUUCCUGUGCUCUUCCUCUUCAACAUGGCACCUAAUUGUUGAACAUGGUCGCUAAAGACCUCUUCAUAGCCACCAGUGACGAGGAUAUUAUCUACCGCCUUG
This is a messenger RNA of Aspergillus calidoustus, 1859 nucleotides long. NCBI's taxonomy places the organism in Eukaryota, Fungi, Ascomycota, Eurotiomycetes, Eurotiales, Aspergillaceae. The record is from the annotation of a GenBank genome assembly.